Photinus pyralis (common eastern firefly) is the source of this 873-nucleotide messenger RNA. RefSeq names its product ribosomal RNA small subunit methyltransferase NEP1. The record is from RefSeq and is a predicted model, not a curated record. Gene Ontology annotation, cellular component: small-subunit processome; nucleolus. Gene Ontology annotation, molecular function: rRNA binding; rRNA (pseudouridine) methyltransferase activity. Lineage: Eukaryota; Metazoa; Arthropoda; Insecta; Coleoptera; Lampyridae. The coding region runs from base 102 to 815 and encodes 237 amino acids. The transcript has 3 exons. Gene Ontology annotation, biological process: rRNA base methylation.
GGCUCUUUGCUCUUGAAUCUAAACUUGAAAUAUUGAGGUUAGGAAGGAGAAAACGUGGACAUAAUAAUAAACAAAUAAUACACACUUUAUUAUUCUAAAAAAUGGGCAAAAAGCGAAAAUUAAGAGACGAGAAGGAUAGCAAUGAAUACGAUCCAACUCCAAAACAAUUCGUCACAUCUCACAUUAAAAAUCAAGAGAAACGGUUAAUUAUAAUUUUAGAGGAAGCACAAUUAGAAAGUGUUAAGGUUGGGAAUACGUUUGACUUACUCAAUUCAGACGACCAUGCUCAUAUAUUAAAAAAAAAUAAUCGUGAACCUGGAUCGUGCCGACCGGACAUCACCCACCAAUGUUUACUAAUGUUACUAGAUAGCCCAUUAAAUAGAGCGGGAUUAUUACAAGUUUACAUCCACACUAGCAACAAUAUCUUAAUAGAAAUUAAUCCUCAAACUAGAAUACCGCGGACCUUUAAAAGGUUUGCUGGUUUAAUGGUACAAUUACUACAUAAGUUUUCUGUAAGGGCUAGCGAUGGAAGCUUAAAAUUGCUGAAAGUUAUCAAAAAUCCGAUUACAAAUCAUCUCCCAGUUGGUGUGAAAAAGUUAGCAACUUCUUUUUCGGCUAAACAAGUUGUUAAAUGUAGGGAAUUGGUUCCUGAAAAUGAUGAACCCAUAGUCGUCGUGGUGGGAGCGAUGGCGCAUGGGAAUUUGAAAACCGAUUAUACAGAAGAUACCAUAUCUAUAAGCAAUUAUCCUCUUUCUGCGGCAUUAACUUGCACUAAGUUAUGUUCUGCAUUUGAAGAAGCGUGGAAUGUUAUUUAAAAUACAUUUUAUUAUGCAAUGUGGAAAAUAGAAAAUUUAAUAAAUCUUUUUUUGAAUU